This is a messenger RNA of Peromyscus leucopus (white-footed mouse), 1210 nucleotides long. RefSeq names its product disks large homolog 5-like. The transcript is spliced from 3 exons. The coding region runs from base 129 to 371 and encodes 80 amino acids. Lineage: Eukaryota; Metazoa; Chordata; Mammalia; Rodentia; Cricetidae. The record is from RefSeq and is a predicted model, not a curated record.
AGAUUUUACUACAAGAGUCCUGUGAGGAGGCAAAGAGGCUCUGUGAAGAGGCCCAUGAGAAGAUCUAUGACCUCUGGACAAGGCAGCUGCAGGAACAGCAAAGACUUGAGGAAAAUCUUUGGUCCCUGAUGAAGCAGAAGGAGCUGCUCACCAGGCAAAGGGACUUGGCAGUAAAGCUGCAGCAUCACUUCACUGUGUCCCAGAUGAGGUUUGAAAACCUCCAGCAGGAACUGGAGCAGACCACAGCCCAGGAAGAGAGCCUCCUGCAGAUGGAGCUGCUGGGCAGAAACACUAUGUUCCAGGCAAGUAAGCCACCAUUGAGUCCCAUCCCCAGCAGCCAGGGUGUUCAUGGGGUGUGUUUUCUUCCUUAACUUUUGUUUACUAGGGAUGAAUAGGCCCUGAUUGUUCUUGACAGUGGCACAGCAAAACUGUUUCUAAAUCCUAUUUUCUUUACCAAUUUUGCCUGACAGCACCUCUUCAGAAAACUGAGAAGGCUGGAAGAAGCCAGAGACACCUUGAAGGCAUGACAUUCUACACUCCAGGUUCACAGCCUCCUCAGAAAAUGCCACCUCUUUUCAGCUGUGAACUCACUAGUGAGGCAAAUAUCAACCUACCAUCAGGCCAUCCAGCCACAAUCUGAUCCACAUCACUAUUCCCAGAGAAAAGAUUGUAUCAGAAAUAGUCUGAGAUUCAGAGGACAUAUCACAAAUUACUAAGACCCUGACAUCCAUCAGCACGUGGCCCCAGUGAGGGGCAAAACAACAUGGAAGAGGACAUGUGGGUGAGCAAGAGUUCUUCUGUAGACUUACUAUCAAGGGCUUUGACAAGCUGACUCCAUAUGUGAUGGAAAUCUGACAAGGAAGACUGUGUUAACAUCACACUGCCAUCCAGACAGACCACACCCAAAGCAUAAGAUUCUCUAGUGCAGUGCUGAAGCUGAUGCCAUGUCAUGUGCUAGUGUUGCUGAAGAUAAUUCACUGCAGAGAAUAAGCCAGUUCCUCACCUCAUUUGCUCUUCCAUAAUGAAAUUCCAAAUGAUCCUGAAAUUUGCUUAAUUUUUUUUGUUAUAUGUUGGGAUAUUUAUGCUUUGGAUUUUGGUUUUCUUCAUUUUGGUUUAAGGUUUUGUUAAUUAUUGUUAUUUCUUUUAUUCUUGUCACUGUUUUAAUAGUUUGCUAAGGCUAUACAUUGUAUAUAAGGACUGCUGUUUUGAA